This is a messenger RNA of Chlamydomonas reinhardtii, 1099 nucleotides long. RefSeq lists its product as uncharacterized. Gene Ontology annotation, cellular component: nucleosome. Gene Ontology annotation, molecular function: structural constituent of chromatin; protein heterodimerization activity; DNA binding. Bases 82 to 480 code for a protein of 132 amino acids. The transcript has a single exon. The record is from RefSeq and is a predicted model, not a curated record. Lineage: Eukaryota; Viridiplantae; Chlorophyta; Chlorophyceae; Chlamydomonadales; Chlamydomonadaceae.
CCAUAGCGGAAGGUCACAAGAGCCUCCUACGCUCCAACUCGGAUCCCCCAAUUUCCUGAAUCUCCUUUUCACAAGAGCAAGAUGGCUGGCCGUGGCAAGGGCAAGACCUCUGGCAAGAAGGCCGUGAGCCGCAGCGCCAAGGCGGGCCUUCAAUUCCCCGUCGGCCGCAUUGCUCGCUACCUAAAGAAGGGCAAGUACGCCGAGCGUAUCGGUGCCGGCGCGCCCGUGUACCUGGCUGCUGUGCUCGAGUACCUGACCGCUGAGGUGCUGGAGCUGGCCGGCAACGCCGCGCGCGACAACAAGAAGAACCGCAUCGUUCCCCGCCACAUUCAGCUGGCCAUUCGCAACGACGAGGAGCUGGGCAAGCUGCUGGGCGAGGUGACCAUUGCAUCGGGCGGUGUGCUGCCCAACAUCCACGCCGUGCUGCUGCCCAAGAAGACCAAGGGCGGCAAGGCCGAGGACGGCUCCGCGGCCGUGUAAACGGGCUGCGUGGCGUGUGGCGGGGCUUCCCCCGCAGCUACCUCCAUCUUCUUCAAAUCCCCGGUGUUUAUCAACACCACCAAGGCAAAGGUUUAACCAGAUGAGAGGGGACCGAGCGUUGACUGUGGAAGAAGGGGGUCAACAGGGGUAACGGCCAGGGGGCGGGGCAGCGGUGAGACGCAGCGAGUCUGGCGGGCUGUGCAGGGCCUGGUAGGUGGUCUGCAGCUGCCGGCCGCAUUGUUUCAUUGUACGGACGUGCAAACAAAUCAUCGCGGUGGCUUGUGCGGGGUGCCGCGCACGGAUGGUGCGUGUGCCGUGAGGAAGGUGCAUCCCAGUGGACGGCAGCCAACCUGGGGGCGGGGGGGCUGCAGACCAGCACAGCCUUGCGCAGAUGACGGGGGGCGCGGUGGGCAGUAGAUGGGUGGCCUGACUGCGACGCACAGCACGCACGUGCAGAGGCACCCCUGCGCAAGUGGCUGGCAGGUAUUGGCAGUUGGUAAUGCGUGCAUCUUGCUGGGGAAUGCUCCUCGCCUUCUCGGGCGCCCGCAGAUCUGAUUGGGACCGCAGGCUCAGUGUUGUGGGGUGGUCAAAAUUCAAGAUCCUGUAACGGGGUGCCGAA